This is a messenger RNA of Heterostelium album PN500, 240 nucleotides long. RefSeq lists its product as uncharacterized. NCBI's taxonomy places the organism in Eukaryota, Evosea, Eumycetozoa, Acytosteliales, Acytosteliaceae. The transcript has 2 exons. Bases 1 to 240 code for a protein of 79 amino acids. The record is from RefSeq and is a predicted model, not a curated record.
AUGCAUUCCACUUGUUUGGUAGGGAAUCUAUUGCCUUUAGAAACAGUUGCUCUCGACUCAUUCUCUUUCCAUUGGGUAGCUGAACGAAUUCUCCACUAUCGAUUAGAUGGUGCCCUCAAAUUAGAAACAAGAUUUGAUUGUCCAUACAAAGUAACCAAUGUCAAAGGAUUAAAUGUCACAGUUUCCAACGUUGAAUAUGGUACAAAGAGAAAGAGAAUCAAUCCACACAAGACCAUUUAA